CGGUCCGGCCCCGCCCCGGUUCUCUAGUCCGAAGCAAGCUGCGCUUCCACCUUCCCCGAGGCCGGCUCCGCCCAUCGCAAACUCGCCGGGUCCGGCACCAGGGAGUCUCGAGCUGAUAAGCGCUUGCAGCACACUGAACCGAGAGAGCCGAUGGGUGCUACCCGCGUCUCCCGGUAGCCGCCCUAGGCCUGCCGCACCCCAGCAGUAGGUCAGUGUGUUGUGGCUGCCCAGACCUCGAGACUGAGCCAGAUACCAGGGCGACCGCCGGCAGAACCCCGAGCGGCAACCUGCAGGGGCCCUCGUCCUUUCAGAUCUCUGGCAAGUGACGCAGCGGGCCUCAGUGCCCUAAGGUUCUCUGGAAACAGGCCUGACUAUUCUGUUCCAUGGAGACUCUCUGGGCCCUCUGUCUAGCCUGGGCUACAGGCCUGGCCGCUACCAAUCCACCGAACAUUGUUCUGAUCUUUGCUGAUGACCUGGGCUAUGGGGACCUGGGCUCCUACGGACACCCCAGUUCUACCACCCCCAACCUGGACCAGCUGGCUGCAGGGGGGCUGCGGUUCACAGACUUCUAUGUGCCUGUGUCUCUGUGCACACCCUCCCGGGCUGCCCUCCUGACUGGCCGGCUUCCCGUGCGGAUGGGCAUGUACCCUGGAGUUCUGGGGCCCAAAUCUAAGGGAGGGCUGCCUCUGGAGGAGGUGACCCUGGCUGAGGUCCUAGCUGCCCGUGGCUACCUCACUGGGAUAGCUGGCAAGUGGCACCUUGGAGUGGGGCCGAGGGGGGCCUUUUUGCCCCCCCAUCAGGGAUUCCAUCGAUUCCUGGGCAUCCCGUACUCCCAUAACCAGGGCCCCUGCCAGAACCUGACCUGCUUCCCACCAGCAACCCCCUGUUAUGGCACCUGUGACCAGGACCUGGUUCCCAUCCCACUGUUGGCUAAUCUCUCCAUAGAGGCUCAGCCCCCCUGGCUGCCAGGACUAGAGGCUCGCUAUGUGGCUUUUGCCCGAGACCUCAUGGCUGAUGCCCAGCGCCAGGGUCGUCCAUUCUUCCUGUACUACGCCUCCCAUCACACCCACUACCCUCAGUUCAGUGGGCAGAGCUUUGUGGGGUGCUCAGGCCGAGGGCCAUUUGGGGACUCCCUGAUGGAGCUGGAUGCAGCUGUGGGAUCCUUGAUGAUGGCUGUGAGGGACCUGGGGCUACUGGAAGAGACGCUGGUCAUCUUCACUGCUGACAAUGGACCUGAGACUAUGCGGAUGUCCCGUGGUGGAUGCUCUGGCCUCCUAAGAUGUGGGAAAGGGACAACUUUUGAAGGUGGGAUCCGAGAGCCUGCUGUGGCCUUCUGGCCAGGCCACAUCACACCAGGUGUGACCCAUGAGCUGGCUAGCUCCCUGGAUCUGCUUCCCACUCUGGCCGCCCUGAGUGGUGCCCUCUUACCCAAUGUCACCUUGGAUGGUGUGGACCUCAGCCCUGUGCUGCUGGGCUCAGGCAAGAGCCCUCGGGAGUCUCUCUUCUUCUACCCGACCUUUCCAGACGAGAUCCAUGGGGUCUUUGCCGUGCGGAGUGGAAAGUAUAAGGCUCACUUCUUCACCCAGGGCUCUACGCUCAGUGAUACCACCCCAGACCCUGCAUGCCAUGCUGACAACCCUCUGACUGCUCAUGAGCCCCCACUGCUCUAUGACCUGUCUGAGGACCCUGGUGAGAACUACAACCUUCUGGAGGGCAAGGCUGAGGUCACUCCAGAGGUGCUGGGAGCAAUGAAGCACCUCCAGCUGCUGAAGGCGCAGUUUGAUGCAGCCAUGACCUUCGGCCCUAGCCAGGUGGCCCAGGGGGAUGACCCUGCCCUGCAGAUCUGCUGCAAGCCUAGCUGCACUCCCUAUCCAGCCUGCUGCCACUGCCCAGACUUUCAGCCCUGAGGGCCAUGUCCACAGGGCAUUCCUGAAGGCCCUUGGCCCUGAGCAGAUCGAGUGGGCACUGUGAAGGUUGGGUAUAGGUGUGCAGUUUGUACUGACAAUAUAAUUACACCAGGUGAGACUUGGAGGCAUGAUAAUUCAUCUCCUUGCUGGAACUGUGAGGUCAGUGCUGCACCCCUCUGUUAACAAGUGAAGAAACUAAGCCAACCAUGGAAUUCAGGGCAAAAGUCAUCCAGCCAAGAGGAAAUUGUGCUAGGGUUUGAGCUCAGUGAUCCUGCCUCGUGGCUGGCCCACCCUGGUGAUCCAUGUCAGUCUGCGCACAUGUCAGCCUGGCAUCUGGACGGAUUCACACAGAAGCAGUAAGUUUAGAAGUGAGGGUGGGGCAAGGGCCAGUUAUCAUAGUCGCCAGAAACCAGUGAUGAUACACAGCGCCUAGGUCAGGCAGGUUUUCUUGGAAAAAGCAUUGAAGACACAUUCUCUGAGGCUCAGGAACUGGCUAUGCAGGUGAAGCCUGUCUGGACCAGGUAAUGAGUCACCCAUUCCAGGUGGGGCAAUGGGGCAAGGAGAUCCCUGCUGUCUCCUAGAAAGGCAUAUCAGCAGCCCUGAGUCGGCCUCUCAGGGUCUGCACUCUCAGGCUCUUCAUUUUGUCUGUGUACAUACUUCCUGUCUCCUGGUUUCACCUUUGAUCCAAAACUAGCCAUUUUCUGCCCAGCAGACAAAAUGAUGUCUUAAGGACAUCUGUCUGGUUGGUUUCCAUCAUGCUCAGAAUAACACUGCUUUCGGUGGCCUGCGUACUCUCAGAGCCGUGGCACCCUACUGCCUUGCAGGCAUGGCAGGCUGACUGCCUCCCCCACCCCCAUAUUCUGCCUCUAUCAUUGGUUUCCUCUGCAGAGGGUUCUUCUGACCACUGGUCUGCAAUUGCACAGCUUAGUACGCAGAUGUCAGCGUAUACCCAGAUGACCUGUCACGUGCCUGGUGACCCUCAGUGCUGGCCACGUGGGUAUAGUGUCAUCUGCUGUGCUGAUAUGUCCACAUGGUGAACUGUUGUCUUCCUUACUAAUGCACCCCCAGAUUUUUCAGAGGUGGGUAGAGGCACUUUCACCUCUAACAUACAGCCUCUCCCUGAUUCAGGCGGGUUAUGAGCAGUCUGAGCUAGGCACAAGCUCGUGAUUGGUCCCUAGAGUGAAAGGUUGGGGCAGUUCUCCCUGUGAAGGCCUUGCUGUGGCUGAGUCACUGGCCGUUGCAGGACAUUGUGAAGCUGCUAACCAAUGGUCUCCAGCUGCCUGCUGCAGAACACUGAGUGUGAGGAAAUAAACUUUGCCUUCUAAGCCUCUGGAUGCUGUCUGUGACUUGCAGGUAAAAGUGGCCUUGCUGGAAUGAGACCUCAGUUGGCUGUGUGGCAGGUGCAUGUGUCUGUGUGACACACACAUAUUCUAGGUCACUUCUACUCUAGCUGAGGGCAGACCACACCCAAGUCCUGGUGCGUCUUAGACGGCCCCACGAGCCAGUGAUGCUGGCCCAGAGAAGGCCCACAUGCCUUGGUGUUUGUCUCAGUUUCUGAUGAGCCUAGAGAGGAACAGAAGCAAACGCAUGAUCCAGAUAUCACAUCCAAAGACCAGCUCCUCCAGCAAAACUAAACGACUACGAAUGCUCAGACACCGUCUGCAGAGCCCUGUACCAGCUCCCUUCACUGGGGUGGUGACUGUAGUGCUGACCUCCAGAUGCAUUCACCAUCCAUACAGUACUAGGGCAAAGUGGCAUCUGAGGAGACCCCUUCCCGUCCACAGUGCUUCCAGCCUAGCAGAAGAGAUCAGCUGAACUAGGCAUCAUACAUGUUACAGGGAGGGAAUCAGAUGUUCUCUAUAUUACAGGCUGGUGACAUGGGACACAUAUGAAUACAGUGACUAGGCUACAUAAGAUUUUCAUAAUGGCAUCAUUGUGUAUUCAUCAAUAAAAAUCUGUGACAAGUGCUUCAAAGAAAGUGUGCCAUGUUAUACCAAAGCAUAGUCAUGGAGGGGACAGGUGGACAGUUGGCCCUGUUGGGCAUGUUUCCCUAUCAGUAUCUGACAGGGUCCUCAAACCCACUUUUGGCACCUGUGGCUGCAGGAGGAGGCAGAUCCUUCCACCCUCCUGUUCCUCCUUCAGUUUUGCUAUGAGUUAUUUGCAUGCAAAAAUGCUUGUUUCUCAUCAUCGUAGCUGUUUUAUCCCAAUGCACUCUAAUAGGACAGAGUUUGAUAGAUGGUAGAAGACUUAGGUACGAUGCACUGGGACAUGUUACAGGCAUUCACACACAUACACAUUCAGGCUUAUAGACACUGUUAUUAUAGACCUGAAUGCUGUCCACAACUCCACUGUCCUCUGUUGAUUAAGCAUACAAACAAAGUCCUCCUUAUGAGCAUCAGUAAUCCAUUUACCUGGUUGUUGACUGUCAUUCCCAGGGAGCAGUUUCCUCAAGGAGCCCUUCUGGAGAAGCACUUAGAAUAGACAGUUAACAGUGUGGUGUCCUCUUUGGGAAGAAAGGGAGGCUCUGGGACUCGGGUGACUGGCAGAGGAGGGGCAGCAUCUCUUGCAGACGUCUCCCUACCCUUUCCUCAGCCCCCCUUCUUCCACUCACCCUUCCCACAAGUGACCAAAAGGGUAAGAAAGGAGUGUGUCAAUGUGUAGGGUUGACACCUGCUCUUCUGUUUUUCUUUAUCCCAGUCCAAGGGAUUGAACCCAGGACCUUUCCACUGAGCUAUAUCCCUAGGCUUAAAUAGUAUAAUAAUAAUAAAAUUACAUUUUGAGGCAGAGUCUCACAGAGUUCAUUUGGGGUAAACAAGUGGCAGCAGCUCCCAGCCUAGCUGCUCUAAACCUGCACAGAAGGAAAAACAGUCAUCAUGACAUCAGCUCUAGCCGUGGUCAGGCAGCUGUGGGGGCUGCCCUAUUUUUUAUUUUUUUUUUUUUGUAAGACAAGGUCUC
Molecule: messenger RNA, 4862 nt
Organism: Octodon degus (degu)
Lineage: Eukaryota; Metazoa; Chordata; Mammalia; Rodentia; Octodontidae
Gene: Arsa
Product: arylsulfatase A
Exons: 9
Coding region: 384-1907 (507 amino acids)
Molecular function (GO): arylsulfatase activity
Source: RefSeq, a predicted model, not a curated record